Messenger RNA from Microsporum canis CBS 113480, 555 nucleotides. RefSeq lists its product as hypothetical. The coding region runs from base 1 to 555 and encodes 184 amino acids. The record is from RefSeq and is a predicted model, not a curated record. Lineage: Eukaryota; Fungi; Ascomycota; Eurotiomycetes; Onygenales; Arthrodermataceae. The transcript has 2 exons.
AUGAAGUUCACCGUCGCUGCCGUUGCCGCUUUCGCUGCCUUUGCUGCUGCCGCUAACACCAGCUUGACCCCAGAGCAACAGUGUGCUUCUCAGUGCCCUGCUACCGACAUCUGCUGCGUAGCUAUCUGCUUCAAGGUUCCCUGCCCAUCCAACCAGGACGCCAAGGACACCACCAACUGUGCCUCCAAAUGCCCUACCAACCAGGGCCCUGAGGCUUAUGCCGCAUGCCAGAAGGGCUGCAUCCAGUCCCACUUCUACACCGCUGGUGCCACUCCCACUGCUGCUCACCCCGAUCCCACCAGCGGUGGCAGCUCUGCUACCACCACCGGAUCCAGCCCAUCCAACACUUCCGGCUCUGGCUCUCAGUCUUCCAGCUCCGGCUCCGGCUCUGGCUCUGAGACCUCUGGCUCUGGCUCCGGCUCCUCCCCAUCUGCCACCCACUCUGGCUCUGGCUCUUCCCCAACCCAUUCGGGUGCCGCCGUCAGCAAUGCCCAAUUCCAGCUCGGCACUGCUGCUGGUGUUAUCGGCCUCCUUGCCGCUGCCUUCGCCCUUUAA